Mesorhabditis spiculigera is the source of this 1932-nucleotide messenger RNA. The record is from the annotation of a GenBank genome assembly. NCBI's taxonomy places the organism in Eukaryota, Metazoa, Nematoda, Chromadorea, Rhabditida, Rhabditidae.
AUGGCCCAACCGAACCAAUGUCGCCCAGUUGUUCCGGAAAAUGCGCCGAAAACUGGCCUUCGGAGGGAUGAUUGUGCGUCUCUAGCUUCACGAGAAUCUGGCUGCUCGAUCGUCAUGGCGGAACUUAUCAGCAGCCCUCCUUACACCAUCCGUGAUGCAACCGGGACGGCCACCGUCGAGCCCCUGCCAAAUCAUCACAUUCAACCCGGAGAUUGGGCGUACUUUGCGAUCAGAUGCAGCGACAAACGGUGUGUGAAAAUCACGUUGGUUCCGGCCUGGCUUGAGACCGUGUCGCAGCUCCAGCUCUGGGAAUUCCGUCUAAUGGAAGAGGCGAUAGCCAUCCAGGAAGAUGUCAAGCCGAAAAUUGAGCUCCGCCCCCGCCUGAUGCCCGCGGGAGAUGCCAACGGCAAUGCAGAUGAAGGCGUAGAUCCGGAAUCAAAGAUGGCGGUUGAUGUGCCGACGAGUAGCGCGCAAAAAGAAGAUCAAGCGAAUGAUGACGUUGCCAAUAUUUCCGUUGAGAUCGGAUCUGAGCUCCGGAGCCUAUCUAUGGACGAAGCCCCCGCUAACGAUGAAGAUGAGAUCGCUGAUAGAAUAAAGAACGGCAGUGAGCUCAAGCGAAGAACCGCCGAGCAGCCUACCAUGUCUCGCAUGCAAACUCGUGCAACGAGGAAGCGAGUCGACUCGGCACGACAGGAAACCUUGGACCCUGAGUGCAAGCGUCAGAAGCUCAAGGAAAAGGAGCGUAUGGCUGAAGAGAAACGAGUGGAGAAGGAGCGAAAGGAGAAGGAACGAGAAGAGAAGAAGCGUGAGAAAGAGAAGGAGAAGGAGGAAAAGAAAAGGGAAGAAGAGGAGCGUAAGCGCAAGAAGGAUGAAGAGAGGGAAGCUAAACGCCGGGAAGACGAGGAGCAGCGAAAGGAAAAGAAAAGGGAAGAAGAGGAGCGCAGGCGCAGGAAGGAGGAAGAGAGGGAUGCUAAACGCCGAGAAGACCAAGAGCAGAGAAAGAAAAAGGAGGAGCGGAAAAGAAUGGAAGACGAAGAGAAGCAGCUGAAGAAACGUCAGGAAGAGGAACGGAAGGCAGCUAAACGUCGAGAGGAAGAGGCCGCUCGACUUUUGGAAGAAGAGAAGAAAUGUCGCGCCAGCACCAAAUUUCUGUCUUUCUUCAAGCCGGUGGAAAAACGACUCGAAUCGCCUCUCAAGAAGCAAGAUGCUGCGCACUGGUUUAUGCCAUAUGAAGUCCGGAAAAAUGCCGCUCUCGCGCCGAUGUUACGACGCGAGCCUUUGCCGGAAAAGUGGCAGCUUUCGGACUAUGAGACGGAUGAAGCCGGCACCUAUUUGCAAGAGAUGAAGAGGAAAUAUUCCUCACGGACGCCGUCCGCCGCCGCCACUGCUGAUGAUUUUCCUCAAAUCGUUGGAGAGAGGAUUGAGAAGAUGAAGUACUUCAGACUUGUCCCUGCCACCAGCACUCGGUUGCAGAAGUCGAAAUUGUACCAUUUCCACCUAAGUUAUCGACCCCCUUUCUACGGAACGUCGACCCAGCCAAUGCCAAAAGGUCUCAAUGGCCGCCGUCCGAUGGGAAAGGCAGAAAUAUUGGACUAUGAGGUGGAAUCGGAUGAAGAAUGGGAGGAAGAUCCGGCGGACGCCGAAGAAUGUCGAUCGGAUGAAGAGGAUGAGGUGGAAGACGAGGAAGAUGAUGACGAUGAAGGGUUCUUCGUCGAGCCGCGCUAUCUAUCCGACGGCGAAGGCGAAAGUGAAGACGACGCGUGUGCGGUCCCAGGAGAAGGUGAAGAUGUGCGAGCGGCUCGGAUGGCGGCGCGUGCACAAGAUUGGCAGCAAGGAGUGGAGCGCAAGAGACAAUUGCUUGUAUCCACUAUCAUUGGCCCAUCCUACAACAAACCCCCCGCACCCUGUACGAGCCUGAAAGCCAUCAUCUUC